AUGGCGAAGCGGGAACACCGAGAUACGACUGCCGCGGCCAAGCGAGCUGCCCAGAUAGCUGACGAGACUGUGGACGCUGGGAGAAACACCUUGGUAGAGAUCCAUCGGCAAGGCGAGCAGCUGGAUCACAUCGAGCGGGGCCUUGACCACAUGGAGGAGGAUGUGAAGGAGGCCAGCUCCCUUGUGAAGUUCAUGCGGCGCUGGUGCUGCUGGCAGCUGUGCUGCUGCUGUUUGGAUCCGGAGCACAAGAAAGGGAGGCCGAGUCGCCAGCAGCGCCUCAAGAUGCGGGGCGUGACAAGCUUGGACCACCGAGAGGAGGUCGCCAACAAGCACAUGAGCGCCGCUGCCGCGGUGGACCGCCUCAUAAAGCGGGAUGACGUGGCUUACAACGGGGAUGAGACCGGUCAGCGCAGCGAGCUUUUCCAGACAGCAGAGGCCAUCAGGUCGGAGCGAAAGACCACGUCCAUCGGCUUUGGAAAGUUCCCGGGCAUGGCCGAGUCUGAUCGAUCUGAGCUCGACAGCGAGACUUUAAAGCAGGAAGGAUACCUGGACAGCAUUGGGAAGGCGGUGGAGAGCAUGAAGGCCCUCGGACAGGAGAUGUCGAACGAGCUCCAGGUCCAGGACACGCAGAUUGAGCGCCUGCCCACGCGGGCAGUCAAGGUGAACGACGACCUGAACCGGCUCAACAAGACCAUCGCCAAAAUCUGA
This is a messenger RNA of Auxenochlorella protothecoides, 708 nucleotides long. RefSeq names its product Synaptosomal-associated protein 25. The coding region runs from base 1 to 708 and encodes 235 amino acids. The record is from RefSeq and is a predicted model, not a curated record. Gene Ontology annotation, cellular component: plasma membrane. NCBI's taxonomy places the organism in Eukaryota, Viridiplantae, Chlorophyta, Trebouxiophyceae, Chlorellales, Chlorellaceae. The transcript has 6 exons.